This is a messenger RNA of Alosa alosa (allis shad), 2451 nucleotides long. It is a transcript of the gene slc60a1a, whose product is annotated as major facilitator superfamily domain containing 4Aa. The transcript is spliced from 10 exons. NCBI's taxonomy places the organism in Eukaryota, Metazoa, Chordata, Actinopteri, Clupeiformes, Clupeidae. The record is from RefSeq and is a predicted model, not a curated record. Bases 130 to 1650 code for a protein of 506 amino acids.
UUAAGAUUUCCAUCUCGAGGCAAGCCUAACUGAGUCGAUGUAAACGCGUAUUACCCAGCCUCACCGCCAAAACCAUGAAAAUCGAAUGACCGGAAACGCGUUUGAAUUUUAAAACAAAGUUUUACAACAAUGCAGUGUAUGGACUCACGGGUAUGGAGUCUGUUCAAAAACAACUGGCAAUACACUCUAACUUACUGGAGUGCGUUCUUCAGCUUUGGGUUAUGCGUGGCAUUUCUAGGUCCGACCAUCCUGGACCUGCGCUGUCAAACGCAUUCAAGCCUACAGGAGAUUACCUGGGUCUUCUUUGCUCAGCAGUUAUUCCUCUUUGUUGGCAGCUCAAUCGGUGGCUUCUUCAAUAAAUCACUGAGAUGCUCGUUGUCAGCACUGGCUGUGUGCACCCUGGUCAUCUCGGUGGUCUUCGCCAUGAUUCCCCUCUGUCACAGGGUGCUGGCACUGGCUGUCGCCAUGGCAGUGGCCGGAAUGGCCAUGGGUAUCAUCGACACCAUAGCCAACUUUCAGCUGGUUAAGCUUUACCAGAAAGACUCCACCAUAUUCCUUCAGAUACUCCACUUCUUUGUUGGACUGGGGGCAUUGCUGAGUCCUCUGAUUGCUGACCCGUUCUUGUCUGAGACACCCUGUAUGCUGUUCAAUGGCACAAUCAACAUCAAAACCAACAACACAAUGCGCCACAUGAGGAACACGCUGAACGGCAUCCGUACUCACGUGUCCCAGUUCCCAUUUCACACUGAGGGGGAGGUGGUCACCAAUGUCUCCUAUGCUUUCUGGAUAAUGGCACUGAUCAAUCUGCCUGUUCCGAUAGCUGUGUUUGUGCUCAUGUACAGAGAGAGACUGAUAGCCUGCGGUUCCGGGGCUAGAACUCGUCUGCUGGAGAGAGACGAGUUGGCCAUGAGGGCCCAGGGCUCUUCCGCCUUAACAACCACCCCAUCCCAGAGCAGCUUAGAUAACUCCAGCCUGUUUAGCUGCUGUCGUUAUGGAGACCUAACUGGACAGCCGCUGGGGUUUGUCGGCAUCCAUGUCCUGGCAGGGAUGGUGCUGUUCUUUUCAGAUGGCAUUGUGGGUGCCUAUGAGGGGUUUGUGUACUCGUAUGCUGUGGCUGAACCCAUGUCUCUGCCUCAUAAAACGGCUGGUUAUCUGACCAGUGUCUUUUGGGCAGCCAUCACAGCUGGCCGACUGGCAGCCAUACCCCUGUCAUACCGCAUUCCGGCCAGUCGCCAACUCACCGUCAACCAGAUAGGAAUCAUGUGCACCUUAUUGAUGCUUCUCAUGCUGUACACCAGCCCUGCGUUCCUGUUUAUAGGCACCCUGGUACUAGGCCUUUUCAUCAGCAGUGUCUAUCCCAGCAUGCUGGCUUUCACUGAGGACAUGCUGAACUACAGAGGUUGUGCCACCACUUUGCUAGUUACCAGUGCCAGCAUGGGUGAGAUGUUUCUCCAGCUGCUUGUGGGAUCUGUGAUGCACAGUCAGGGGAGUUACAGCUUCAUGGUGUGUGGAGUCAUCUUCAGCAUCCUGGGCCUUAGCUCAUAUCUCUUGCUCCUGUACUGCUGGCGGAUUUACAGUGCCCAGUCGACAGGUGACGUGGAGAAGAACACAAAGACAGAGAAUGCAGACGUGAAUGGUGUGAACCACUGAGGCGGAGGUGUGGCACUGGCACCAGAGUUAUUGUGGCACAAGGAGAGGCCAGGGAGGGAUGAUGAUGAGAAGAAGGGAACAAGAGAAACAUGGCAAGCUGCCGAUGACGGGGCUCGUUCUGCUGUGUCACGGGACAUGAAAUUCAUCUCACUACAAAAUCAAAACUGCACACAGAUCAAAGACUAAAGAUGUACAUAAUUACCAGUUUUAGAUAGAAACUGUUAAUUGUUUUACAUACGAAUGAAUGAAAACGUUUAUUUUUGUAGAAAUAACAAACAUUCAACUCACCAAAUUGCUUCCUGGAGCCUACUGUUUAUGUUUUGUCAUUUUGUUGUGGAUUGUUUGAGGGUAAGAAUUUCUGAUGCUGAGCAAUUAUGACCUACAUGUAGCACUAACAUAGCUGACAUUUCCACUCCCCAAUGCUAUAAGAGUACGUGAUUAUGUCCAUUCGUUGUGUCUAGCAGGACAGUGCCUAGUAAACAACCAUUGAAAUGACACAUUUCUGGAUGGGCAGAUAUACUUAUCCUGAUUGAGAAGGAAGAAGGGAACGUUGAGGUUUCUAAAAUGUGAAAAAUCAUGCAUCUUUCUCUUUCUAUGAAGGUUGAUUAGUUGUUUGUUGAACAUAAAACCUGAAGUGUGAUCAAAUUUGACAGAAGUGAACAUUGCUGGUGGACUUUUUUCUCUUGAACUUCUAAAUUUGAAUGUUGUGUAAAAAUGGUCAAUUAUUCACUUUAAACCGUAAACAAAAUGACAAGCAACAAGACAAUUGCCAUGAACUUUUGCCCUGGCUUGUCAAAUGUG